GGGAGGGUCAGAGGGAGAAGCAGAUUCCCUGCUGAGCAGGGAGCCCGAUGCGGGACUCGAUCCCAGGACUCCAGGAUCAUGACCUGAGCUGAAGGCAGUCGCUUAACCAACUGAGCCACCCAGGCGCCCCUCCAAUCCAUACUUUUAAUCUGGAUCACAGUGAAAUUGUUUGCUUUCCAGUUAAAGAUAUUGCCAAAAUCUUUCAAAGCAGAUUUCUGCUUAGAAAUUCAAAAGAAAAUGUUAAAUAAUAAAAAAUGCUGGCUUAUUAUAUAGUUUCUGACAGGCUCCAAUAUCCUGGGUGCCAGAAGAUAAUUCUAUCUCUGUUGCUAGUAAAAAGAGGAAUCUUGUAUACACUAAAAAUGUGAUAUUACAAGAUUCUAGUGUCACCUGUCAAAACACGAAUAUCUAAAAAAAAAAAAAGGAAUAUCUAGAAUGCAAAUUUUUUUUAAAGAUUUUAUUUAUUUAUUUGAGAGAGAAUGAGGUAGAGAGAGAGAGCAUGAGAGGGAGGAGGGUCAGAGGGAGAAGCAGGCUCCUCGCCGAGCAGGGAGCCUGAUGCGGGACUCGAUCCCGGGACUCCAGGAUCAUGACCUGAGCCGAAGGCAGUCGCUUAACCACUGAGCUACCCAGGCGCCCCUAGAAUGCAAAUUUCAGUAAGCACUCGAGAUGAAGGGCAAUCAGAAUACAAAAGCAGGCAAAAUCCACAUAAAUUAACUCCUACUAAUCUGAGAAAUCAAUGUAAUGUAUAUGUAAAUUGAAAAACACUGUCUAGCUAGUCAUUAGUUUCUAACUAAAUUAUGACAGGUCGCUUCAGCAUAUAUGUUCUCUUCCUGUGAUAUUUGUUUGUUCUGGCAAGACUCCAAGAAGCACUGGCCCCUGAAAACAGCUCAGCAAAAGACAGCUGUGAGGCAAUUGCUUCCGAUUUGCCAGAUAAUAAGUCCCAAGACUGCAGUCAUCACUAACAGGACAAGCACCAGAGUGUAGAUGUUCUUGUGAGAUUUUUUUUUCUGCCAGUGAAGCAGCUUGCUGUAACUGACCAGUGGCUUUGUCUGCAUGCAACUUGGAACUUUCCUCAUUGGCUUCUCUGCUGUCAUUGGGUCACCUUGGUCAUGGAUCAUCAUGGCCAAAUCUUUUUUUUUUUUUAACAUUUUAUUUAUUUGAGAGAGAGAGGGAGCAUGAGCGGGGGGAGAGGCAGAGGGAGAAGCAGGCUCCCCGCUGAGCAGGGAGCCCCAUGCAGGACUGGAUCCCAGGACCCCGGGAUCAUGACCCGAGCCGAAGGCAGACGCUUAACCGACUGAGCCAUCCAGGCGCCCCUAUCAUGGCCAAAUCUUUAGACAUCCGAUGGACAUCCAAAAUGUCAGCCUGCAGCUGCCAAAUUCCCCUUCCUCACUCUUUAGUAAGUUCUGGAUCCUGCUCUGUGAUGGCCAUCUCAUCCUCCUGGCUCUGCAUCUGGUUCCACUCCUCAUGGCUGUCAAAUGAGGGGAGCUGCUCUCUCUUUGCCUCUCCUCCACAGAGAGAGGAGAUCCAUCUCUCGCUCUGGCAAUAAGCUCCUUUUCCUUUUCAGACACUCUUCCCUGCACAGCCUGGAAAUCCUUUACAGCCCAGAGAGGUCAUUCAGGAGGCCAUCUUUCUGAAGUUCCAGUUUAGUGAUUCAUUUGUUUCCUUGGCAUUUGUGGAGUAUUGCAACUGUUGCAGAUUUUCCUCUGGUUGCUUGAGUCCCGCUUGCUUCCUAGUUGGCUCAUCAGAUUCUUUAUCUGAGCAGCGGCUCCGCAGAUUGGCUGGAUGUAGCUGCCAUGCGUCUGGAUGACUGUUGAAAUCCUGGAGCCUGGGGCUCAGAGGGCUCCAGGUUUGGUACAUGUCUAAGGGACUGUAGGACAUGGUGAGGAGCUAAGACCCACUGGCCCUGCACAGCAUUCCCUGAAGCAGCCCCGGGACUGGAUGCACAGGCCGAUGGGGAACUGGGAAGAGAAAGGGCUGCGGGAAGGGGCUGAGGCUGCCUGCACACUCGGUUUCUCUUUUCCAGCUGCCCCGGCCCUCCGCUGACCUCACUCUUGAUAUAAACAUCAUUUGGAAGGCGAUCACGUCCAGAUUCACAUCUGGACAAGCAUCCCAGCCUCCAGGGGGCCUCGGUAUUCUCACCGGCUGCGUCAGAUACAGAGGCGAGCCAGGAUGAUUUCUCAGCCCCCACUUCACCUCCCAUGGCCCGUGCUGACAAAGUUCCCCUUCUGUGGUGACCACAGCUCUGUCACACCCGGCUUCCUGUUGGGGCUUCCUUGGCCUCACCCUCCAUUCGGGCCAUUUCCUUCCCUGACAGAGGGACCCGAACCCGGGCUCCUGCCCUGGCCGGUGCAGACAUGGGGCCCCUGCUGCUGCUGUCCCUGCUGUGGGGGGGGUCCCUGCAGGAGGAUCCAGGGUUCGAGCUCCGAGUGCAGGACUCAGUGACGGUGCAGGAGGGUCUCUGUGUCCACGUGCCCUGCUCCUUCUCCUACCCCUGGAGCCCGUGGUAUUCCCGUGAGAAGCCCUACGUGUACUGGUUCCGGAAUGGGGACAGCCGUUAUCCUGUGGCUACAAAUGACCAAAGGAAAAUGGUGAUGAUAGAGGCCCGGGGCCGAUUCCACCUCAUCGGGAACCCCUGGGACAACAACUGCUCCCUGAGAAUCAGAGAGGCCAGGAAGAGUGACCAGGGAGUCUACAAGUUCCGAAUGGAGAGAGACAACGUGAAAUAUAAUUACAGAGAUAAGAAGCUGAUGGUGCAGGUGGCAGCCCUGACACAGAAACCCGACAUCCACUUUCCGGAGCCCCUGAAGUCUGGCUAUCCCACAAACCUGACCUGCAGUAUGCUGGGAUCCUGCGAAGAGGGAAGACCUCUCACCUUCUCCUGGGUGGGGGAUGCUCUUGACUCGCUGGACCCCCAGACCCUCCACUCCUCAGUGCUGAUCCUCACCCCGAGGCUGCAGGACCAUGGCAGCAACCUCACCUGUCAGGUGCACCUGCCAGGUCAGGACACCGUGGAAAGAACCAUCAGGCUCAAUGUCUCCUAUGCUCCCCAGAAACUCAACAUCAGCAUCUUCUUCAGCGAUGUUGCAGUCCCGAAGAUUCUGCAAAACACCUCAUCGGUUCUCAUCCUGGAGGGCCAGGCUCUCGGUCUGCUCUGUGCUGCUGAGAGCAGUCCCCCUGCCGAGCUGAGCUGGUUCCGGGGGUCCCCCGCCCAGAAUGCCACCCCCAUCUACAGGAGUGCAAACCUGGACCUGCCUCAAGUAGGGGCUGCAGAGGAAGGAGACCUCACCUGCCAAGCUCAGAACCCGCUGGGCUCCCAGCACAUCUCCCUGCAUCUCUCUGUGCUCUGGAAAUCGGUGUUCCUGGCAGGAGCCUUGCCUGCCGCUCUUGGAGGUGCUGGUGCUGGGGCCCUGCUGUCCCUAAGUCUGUGCCUCAUCUUCUUUUGCAUAGUAAAAGCCCGCAGGAAGCAAGCAUCCAGGAGUCGAGAGGGCCUGGGUAAUGAAGAUCCUGUCAUGGGUACAGUUGCCUGGGAUUCCAGGCGAAAGCCCAGGCCAGACAGCCCCCCAGCCCAAGUGACCCCUGUCAGGGAUGCCCCUCCCUCGGGGGACGAACAGGAGCUCCAUUACGCCUCCUUCAGCUUUCACGAGAUGAAGUCGAGGGAACCUGAGGAUAAGGAGGCCACCAGCACCAGUGAGUGAAUGAGAUCAAGACAAGCGAAUGAGGAUGGCUUAGAGCCCGGUGCUGGCCUGAGGAGUCGUGGCCCCUGGGGGAGAGGAGAAGUCCGGCACUAACUGGUGAAGCAUGUGGAGCCCUGUGUCAAUACAAACAGGAAGGACUUGCCGAGUGUCCCCAGGUAGAGCUGACUUGGGCUCCAACGUAGGCUGUCAAGCAAGUCACUUCAUCGCUCUGUGCCUCAGUUUCCCGUUCUGUAAUCAGAGAUCAUGCACCCUGCCUCAGAGGUGGCUGUGGCCAUUAAAGAAAUUAACAUGCAGAAAUCAACCAACAAAUGUCCUGUCUCACUGUGCUCAGUACCUACUGCUCUCUGAGGCUGGGGGUGACCAGGCCCAGAGCACAGGGUAGCAACCUGCGGGCGUCAUUCUCCUUCCCAGAGCUCUUCAAAGCCUCCCCAGGGAAAGACCAGCGUCUCGGCCUGGCGUUUGCUUCAUGAUACAGCAUCUUAUCAUCUCCGUGGAGUCUUCUCCUCAUCCCACUUGUACCUGUCAGUUCUUCCAGCACAUUCCUUACCCUCCCGACCAUCAAUCAGUCCCUUCCCUGUCUCGUGGAUGGGCCCCACAGGGAUCUGUCCAACAGCCAGAGAGCUAACCCCGGGUUUCCUGCACAAACCCCUUCAAGGUUCCCUAGCCUUAGACAAUACAUCACAAGCAUCAGCUGCCCCUGGCUUUUAAAGUCCAUUACGGCCCCCCUGUAGCUACUGUUGGAAAACAAACAAUGGGCCCAAGGUGGAGGCACUUGCCCCCACAACAGCAAACCAAGACUAAAGGCAGUUUCAACCUCUCCCAGAAAUGUGACCUUUAUUUUUAAUUUAUUUGACAGAGAGAGACACAGCAAGAGAGGGAACACAAGCAGGGGGUGGGAGAGGGAGAAGCAGGCUUCCCACGGAGCAGGGAGCCCGAUGCGGGGCUCGAUCCCAGGACCCCGGGGACCAUGACCUGACCGAAGGCAGACACUCAACGACCGAGCCACCCAGGCGCCCCAGAGGAUCUGAAAUUUCCCGAUCAGCACUGCUGAGGUCACCUGCAGGGUAAGAUCUUCCCCCGAAAAGAUGGCCCAAUCUGAAAAAAUCCUUUCUUUUGAUAACAACUCCCUUGCCCCACCCUCCUGCCUAUAAAAACUUCCCACUACGCGCAACCUGUCUCUUUACCGGAAGUCAGGAGUCAUUGAAUAAAGCCAGUUACAUCCUCAGAUUUACUCAGUGGAAUUUUUGGUCUUUAGCACCACUCAUCUGCACUUCUCUCCGCUUUCUUCCUUACAACCUCCAUGUUAUUCUAACCCACGGCUGUGCAGUUUGAGAUCCCUCCCUUGGAGGCUCUGCCUCUGCUUCCCCUGGCAGACACUGGCUGGGCCUUCACACCUGGAGUCCUUGCACACACCCCGGCUGAGAGCCUGGGCGGAAGAAAGAGCUUAUCCUCUCCCCUCCUCUAGAGUUGGACCAAUUUAUUUAUUUAUUUUUCUCAAGAAAGCACUAAAACGAAAACAGCCGAAACUUCCCUAGCAGCCCUGCAGUACCAGCGACCAAUGAGCUUUUCUGAUUGUAAGCGCCUGACAUUAGGCUUUUAAUUGAGGUACAAAACGGAAAUUUUUCUAGAAGGAGGUGGGGCAAGAAAGUUAUUAGCAAGAGAAAAGGAUCAGUCCAAGCUAGGCUGCUUUCCCUUCUAUGGGGAGGUGAAGGUAAGGGGUCUUUUCCUGCAGAUGACCUCCUCUUCCUUUGGGGGAUAGGGGGGCCCUUG
Mirounga angustirostris (Northern elephant seal) is the source of this 5462-nucleotide messenger RNA. RefSeq names its product sialic acid binding Ig like lectin 5 (gene SIGLEC5). Gene Ontology annotation, cellular component: plasma membrane. NCBI's taxonomy places the organism in Eukaryota, Metazoa, Chordata, Mammalia, Carnivora, Phocidae. The record is from RefSeq and is a predicted model, not a curated record. The transcript is spliced from 8 exons. Gene Ontology annotation, molecular function: sialic acid binding. Gene Ontology annotation, biological process: cell adhesion. Bases 2352 to 3692 code for a protein of 446 amino acids.